Messenger RNA from Trichobilharzia regenti, 6674 nucleotides. NCBI's taxonomy places the organism in Eukaryota, Metazoa, Platyhelminthes, Trematoda, Strigeidida, Schistosomatidae. The record is from the annotation of a GenBank genome assembly.
UGCUUCACCACCGUCAGGCAGUAUACACGCCUUCGUUCACACCGCGCGAACUUUGAAAAGGGAGUUAAUUUUCACGCUCUUGUUUAUAAUUGGAUUUUGUUGUGUUAUACGCUUCAAAAGUCCACAGAUUUAACUUUAAAUCAGUUUAUUCUGGUCGAAGUUAGUUUACGUUUCAGAUCUGAGUCUAUUAAUUAUAAUAAGUGUUCUUAUAACAUAAUAGCCACAUAUAUCUAUCUUUGUGCACUCAUUAGCUUUUAUCACUGAUUUACAAAGGUUAUAUAUAUAUAUUUGAAGUUGUAUUUAACUUUUCCUGGUUCGUUUUAAAUAAAAUGCCUAUUAAAAGAAACCGCUGCGGAAGGGCUAUGUGCCAGUUUCCAGUGGAUGAGGGAAUGCAGUGUGAUAACUGCAAGAGAUGGUUUCACAGUAUGUGCACGAACCUUACUCCAGCAGCAUACAAACGCUGCUGCAAACCUCUAGCGAACUGGUUAUGCAACGACUGCUGUAGUACAACUAAACUCCGUAUUACAGAAGCCAUAGCUACUCUUAGUGGGGCUUUAAAGCUCAUGGACUGCAAGCGUCCUCCACCACAGAAGAAUACCGACUAUUGCUCAGAUAGCGAUGACGUGACUAGCGUCAUUGACAAAACAGCACAUGUCCCAGAUGCGACCUUGCCAAUAAGUGAGUGCUCUACAGCACAGAAGAACACCCACCAUAUUACAGACACCCAGGUCGCCCCCACGAUACUGGAUGAGCCCUCCAGUGACAGUAAUGGAAAGACUGCCGUGAAGAAGAGGCGUACUAGGGGUCGAAAACCUGCAGCUCCAGUCGCCCAGGGACUGGCGGAACAAGCCUCAUCCACACCGGUGAGCAGCAGACAGACGAACCCCACUAAGAUUAGCGAGGAGGACGCCAAUGAAUGGCGCACCGUAGUCUCUCGCAAAAAGCGAGAUAAGGAUAACACUUCGGCCACACCGCCCAAGAAGGAUAGAAACACACUUACGCCUCAGGGCAAGAAAGUAACGGAAAGCAAACCCGAUCUCUCUGAUAGGUCUCUCAUUCUCCACAAAGUGGAGGAGUCACUGGCUCUCGACCCUAAGACCAGAUUCGAGCAUGACCUUAACUUGGUCAAGCCCCUUUUAGACAAGCUACUGCCACAAACAGUAUCAGGCAUUACUAUACACAGCGUAUACAGAAUAGGUCAAAAGCCUGACCCUACAGUAAGUGAACCUGUACGUCUCCUCAAAGUCGUACUAAACUCUAAAGCGGAGAGGGACGCUAUUCUAAGCAACUCUCAUAUUCUCAAAGGAUCAGGGAUAUAUGUCCGCGCUGACUUAAGCCUGGCAGACCGUGUCAAAAGACAGGCUGCGGCACUAGAAUUAAGUGAGCGACGCCGGAACGGUGAGAAGAACCUUAAGAUUAAGGGUUUUCGGGUUGUCCGAGUUCGCAGUUUAAUGAUCCCGAAACCUCUGUGGGUGGGCCGGGGAAGCACCAAUCUGAAUUAACAGUCUGCUACACAAACGCCCGCAGCCUGUUAAAUAAAAGGACUGAGCUGGCAAACAUGAUAGAAACCGGAAACCCGGAUGUAAUUAUUAUCACAGAGACAUGGCUCACACCCGAUGUCACUGACAACGAAGUUAACCUGCCAAACUUCGAAGUGCACAGGGUAGACCGACUAAACCGCAAAGGAGGGGGCGUAGUCAUCUACCUCAAGAAAGGCUUAACCGUGCGUAGUAUCGAAGCACUCGCCCACGAAAGUGAGUCGUGCGAACUUCUACGCUGCAGACUUAAAUGCAUAGGCCAAGACAUUGACCUCAUUGCUGUGUACCGCAGUCCUGACUGCAGUGCAGACGACUUCCUAAUAGAGAAGCUAGGCUCCUGGACUUCAAAAUGUCGAAGUCUCGUAGUCGGUGACUUCAACGCCCCAACAGUUGACUGGUCGAGCCUAACAACUCCAUCUUCAGUCAACUCCUUUGACCAUAAACUGCUAGAAUCUAGUAUAUCGCUAGCCCUAGUCCAACAUAUCAUUAAGCCCACGCGCUAUGACUCACAGCACUCCUCAUCAACUCUGGACCUAGUGUUCUCACACGGUGAGGAUGUGGAUCUCAUACAACAUCUUCCUCCGUUAGGAAGAAGUGACCAUGCUGUGCUCACUUUCAAGUUCACAGCAACGGCAGCAAGGGCCAAAACCCCAGCUCGACCAAACGUUUGGAAAGCUGACAUAAAUGCGAUCGUCUCAGCAGCCAACUCAGUAAACUGGUACAUCAAUCCAGAGUCCCAAGUAGAAGCCGCAUGGAACCAAUUUAAGCAACUUUACGCCCAAGUAACUGUACCCUUCAUCCCUUGGUCUGUUCCAAAGGGUCGGAAACAUUCCCCCCCUUGGAUAAACCGGGAGAUUCGUAAGUUACUCAGACGUAAACGCAAAUGUUGGAACCUGUUUGCAACACUUGAGACUUCUGAGACCAGGGAAUUAUAUACUACUGCUAGAAAUAAAGCUAUCGCAGAAAUCCGCCAAUCAAGGAUGAAGUUCGAGACACACCUGGCCCAAAAUGCAAAGGCACAACCUAAGAAAAUUUUCUCGUACUUGAAUUUCAGGAAUAAAACACCCAAUGGUGUCCCAAACCUGAUUAUUGACAAAGAUACAAUCGAAGAAGAUCAAGAAAAAGCAGAAGCAAUGGCAAACUACUUCUCCCAAGUCUUCACUCAGGAGUCAUCACUGCCUAUAGGAUCAGCUCUGGCUGCAUCAGAAGAACAUGGGAUAGAUUCCGUUGACAUCGACCAAGGCAUCGUGCUCAACUUCUUAAUGAAACUAGAUGCAGGAAAAUCAAUGGGUCCUGACAGUCUUCAUCCAAGGCUUCUCAAGGAGCUAUCAGCCCACAUAGCCGGCCCCUUGACCACGAUCUUCAAGCUAUCUCUCCAAAAUGGAGUGUUGCCACGUGAUUGGAAAGACGCCAUAGUAACCCCCAUACACAAAGGAGGAUCAAGACAAAGCCCUUCAAAUUACAGGCCUAUCAGUCUCACCAGCACUUUAAUCAAGACACUGGAAAGAAUUAUCAAGAAAAGCAUCAUGGCUUAUCUGGAAAAUAGCAGCUUGUUAUCUGGAGCACAGCAUGGCUUCCGGAGGAACCUCUCAUGCCUGUCAAAUCUCCUGACUGCAAGAGAAAGCUGGGUCAAAUCAAAGGAUAACAGAAGACCCGUUGACGUCGUCUUCAUAGACUUCAGUAAAGCCUUUGAUAAAGUACCUCACAAAAGACUACUCAUGAAAUUGGAAAGUCUUGGUAUCAAAGGCAGACUACUAGACUGGCUCAGGGAAUUCCUCAUAGAUAGGAGGCAGAGGGUUAGGAUCAACUCAAAACUCUCCUCCUGGACAGCAGUAAGUAGCGGAGUGCCACAAGGCACGGUUCUCGGUCCUCUCCUUUUUAUUCUGUAUAUCAAUGAGUUACCUCUGCUCACUGACUCCCCUAUGGUCCUAUACGCAGAUGACUUAAAAAUUUGGAGGGAGCUGAAGGGCAACAGUGAUACGUCCACCUUGCAAGACGACCUCAACAAACUGUCGGAGUGGUCUGUUGAAUGGAUGCUCCCGAUCAACGUGGCAAAAUGUGCAACCAUGCGCAUUGGACAAGCAAGCACGAGCUCCUACGAACUAGAGGGAAUAACACAUCCAUCAGUUCAGACUCACUUGGACUUAGGUGUCAUAGUUAGCCACGACUUAAAGACUACAGCACACUGUCGCGCGGUGGCUGCACGUAGUUUCAGGUCCUUAUGGGCGAUUCGCAGAGCCUUUACAAGAAUUACCAGAGAUAUGUUCACCUCCUUAUACACAUCUCUGGUUAAGUCAAGACUGGAAAACUGCAUCCAGGCCGCCAGUCCGUGUCUAAAACGGGAUUCACACAUUCUAGAAAGUGUUCAAAGGAAGGCAACACGUAUGGUUCACGGCAUAGCUUACUUAUCAUAUGAGGAAAGACUAGAUAGUUUAAAUCUCUUCUCACUACUCAUGAAAUUGGAAAGUCGUGGUAUCAAAGGCAGACUACUAGACUGGCUCAGGGAAUUCCCCAUAGAUAGGAGGCAGAGGGUUAGGAUCAACUCAAAACUCUCCUCCUGGACAGCAGUAAGUAGCGGAGUGCCACAAGGCACGGUUCUCGGUCCUCUCCUUUUUAUUCUGUAUAUCAAUGAGUUACCUCUGCUCACUGACUCCCCUAUGGUCCUAUACGCAGAUGACUUAAAAAUUUGGAGGGAGCUGAAGGGCAACAGUGAUACGUCCACCUUGCAAGACGACCUCAACAAACUGUCGGAGUGGUCUGUUGAAUGGAUGCUCCCGAUCAACGUGGCAAAAUGUGCAACCAUGCGCAUUGGACAAGCAAGCACGAGCUCCUACGAACUAGAGGGAAUAACACAUCCAUCAGUUCAGACUCACUUGGACUUAGGUGUCAUAGUUAGCCACGACUUAAAGACUACAGCACACUGUCGCGCGGUGGCUGCACGUAGUUUCAGGUCCUUAUGGGCGAUUCGCAGAGCCUUUACAAGAAUUACCAGAGAUAUGUUCACCUCCUUAUACACAUCUCUGGUUAAGUCAAGACUGGAAAACUGCAUCCAGGCCGCCAGUCCGUGUCUAAAACGGGAUUCACACAUUCUAGAAAGUGUUCAAAGGAAGGCAACACGUAUGGUUCACGGCAUAGCUUACUUAUCAUAUGAGGAAAGACUAGAUAGUUUAAAUCUCUUCUCACUGUCAUACCGUAGGCAGAGAGGAGAUUUAAUCACAAUGUUUAAAAUUUUAAAUAAUGACUACGGACCUGACCUAUUCUCUCUUUUCCUUCCCACCAGGUCGAAACACCUUAGAGGACAUAGCAGGAGAGUUCAAAAGCCAAGGAGAAAUCAUAUUGCUGUUGAGUACUGGUUCUCACAUCGAGUCACAAACUCUUGGAACCGACUCCCAGAAGAAGUGGUGUCUGCAACCUCAAUUGAUUCGUUCAAGAAGGGUUUGGACAACCACAGAAAUCUACUAGAAAAGGAUUAACAUAGGCUACAAGCCUUCUAUCCUCAACCAAUAAAUCUGAAUCUGAAAUCUGAAUCUGAAUCAAUGCCUCUCAAAGUACCAUGAUCAAGCCAGCUAGCAUUUUUUUCGGGCGCAUUGCAGACAUUUUGGGGCGAAAACUUCGGGUAGAUCUACUUACGUGGGACAGUGUCGCGAAGUUUGCCCCAAAAAGUCUGCAAUGUGCCCAAAGUCUUCCUCCUAAUUUGCAAUGUGCCCAAAUUCUUCCCCAAAAAGUCUACAAUGCGCCCUAAGUCUGUUUCUAAAAGUCUGCAAUUUGCCCAAAAGUCUGCAAUGCGCCCGAAAAAAAUGCUAGCUAUUGCAACAGUCACCUGGAUGAAGGCUGUAAAUCAAAAAUAAAAAAAUAAAUAUAUCCUGUAUUUCACGAUUUCUCUGUAGAUAAUCUAUGUAUUGACUGGAAAACGUUCUUACAACAAAUAAGCUACAACUAUACAGUGUAAUAUUAUGUCUGCAAUAUUUUUUAGUGUAUUUUUCAACUGCUAUGCUACUUUUUGUGUCUGAAUUCUGAUUGGUUGUUCAUGGUUAUGCGGUUUUGGCUAUGGUGGUUUACCUUUGUCAGUUUAUUCAUUCACAAAAUAACGUUAAGCCACUGCCGCCUCCUUCCCGUUAUUAUACUUGAAAUUAUUGCUACUCAGAAUUGAAUGUGUGUAUUCACUCAUUUUAAACAGCGGGAAGAGUGAGGGUUUUGCAUUCAGAUUAUUUUGAAGUAUUUCAUAAGGGAUCCUGGAAGAACUCAUUAAUUGUAUUAUUCUCAUGGUAUUACAGAUCGAUUUCAUUUACAAUUGAAAGGAAAUAAUUUAAUAGUCCCUCUGACUUCUGAGUUAUAAGUAUAUCUGCAAUACGACUGGUCCGAAGUAUUGGUUUUGCACAGUGGUUCGGUGAGUAUGUCAACCAGAAAUCCUACUGCCUACCACAUUGCAACACACUUGAACUCCCAAAGUUUUCUAGAUAACAAAAAUUAACUUUAAGGUGAAUUCAUAUUGAAAAGUACAUAAUAUAUGAACCGAUUUGCUGCAGUCAGCAGCGUGUACUUAGCCAUACAUUCGCAGUCAUCAAAUUUUAAGCAUAAAUUUAUGUACAUAUUUGUCAGCAUUUUCAGAAUCUGAGUGGUAGCAAUUAGUGAAUACAUCUGCACUAUGUAAACAUCAGUCCCAAUGAUAGGAUCGCACAUAAAGUAGUAUAUCAUCGUUUCUUGCACUUAUUGUGAUUGACUAUGCGACCGAUCAUUUGCGUGACUUGGUGAGUCUGAAGCAGGCGCAGACUUAACGAAGUGACUAAGGUUCUCAUUCAGUUCGGCGCAGUUUUAACACCCCGACAGUUUAUUUUUAACAUGUGGCGAUGUCCAUCGCCCGACUUAGUUCAAAACAGUAAUCAUUGACUACCGAUUGGUGGCAUGCUUUUUGCCCCACUUGGUUCUGUUCCUGCUAACAUUGCUUAGCAUGCUUUUCUUAGACAAGUUAGCCUUAUCUUAGAAUAUGAUUUUCUUAGUUAAUACUUAUCUAACAUUAUUACUACGUUGCUUCACCACCGUCAGGCAGUAUACACGCCUUCUGAUGUUUUAUCGGAUAUCAUUCCUCUGCCAAAAGUGACUCAAGCUAGCAAACGCUAGAGAAGCAUUUUGUUUCAG